UUAGUGAAAAAAAGGAAAGUGAAAUGUAGUGUUUUAUUUAUUGAGAAUAAGCUUUUUAGAGGGCAUUGUGGUAAUAUCACUUGAAGCAAGAUUUGAUAUAAAGAAAGCAAGAUGUUUAGGUACGUAGCUUUAAAUUAAGUCCAACCUUGGUGAUAAGCAUCUCACAACAGUAGAAAACAAAGCCGAAAGCCAGAAGGCAAAUAUUCCAUUCCAAAGCAUACUUUAAAAGAGAACAAGGAAAUCAAUGACUACUCCUAAGCAAAUGGAGCAACAAGUUGUAAAGAUGAAGAACUCAGGGAUCAUAAGCUACAGCGGGAGUCCAAUGAUCGACGACAGAGAGGAAGAAAUGACAAGAUCAGCAUUAUCUGCAUUUCGUGCAAAAGAAGAAGAGAUUGAAAAGAAGAGAAAAGAAGUAUCUGAUAAGGUCCAAGCUCAAUUAGGCCGCGUUGAGGAAGAAACUAAGCGUUUAGCUGAAAUACGCGAGAAGCUUGAAUCAUUUGUUGAUCCAGCUGGGAAAGAAGUUACAAUAGUGAGGAAGAAGAUUGACUUAGUCAACCGUGAAUUAAAGCCGUUGGGACAGAGCUGCCAGAGAAAGGAAAAGGAAUACAAGGAAGCCCUUGAUGCAUUCAAUACAAAAAGCAAGGAAAAAGCUCAGCUUCUUACCAAAUUAAUGGAGUUGGUAAGUGAAAGUGAAAAACUGAGGAUGAAGAAACUGGAGGAGCUGAACAAACAUAUAGAAUCCCUGCGCUAAGCCAUGCUAAUACUACUCUUUAACCAAGAAUUUCUUGAAUUGAAUUGAAAUUGUCACAUUGGACUUUUAGUUUGUUACAUUCCAUGUUUCUUACUUUUGAAUCUCAUUGGUUUUGUUAUUUUUUAUUUUUGGUUUUAAGUUUGACAAGUCAGGUCUAAUUAACAUCCGUAAAAAGAUCAUGAUGUUUGUAUUUCUAUGAAUUCAGAUGUAAAUUGUGGAGUUGUGUCGUUUGUAUGAUCAUAUAAUAUGACUAUAUUGAACUGAUAUUUUUCACUCUUCGAA
This is a messenger RNA of Nicotiana tabacum (common tobacco), 1033 nucleotides long. RefSeq lists its product as uncharacterized. The record is from RefSeq and is a predicted model, not a curated record. Lineage: Eukaryota; Viridiplantae; Streptophyta; Magnoliopsida; Solanales; Solanaceae.